AUGACUAUACAGCAAUCUCCCAAUGACAGCACCCAAAAGGUGUGGAACCAUGAGUUUACCUGGACAGAUAAGCACUUCACGCCCGAAGAGCUGCUGCCAUUGAGACAGCAGACCGAUGAUCUUGCCGUCGAUGCUGUGAAUCGACUGCAGGCUAUUGCUACAAAGGCGAAGAGCAAACAAAGCAACACGGGACAUUGUUUUGGUCGAUUUGACAUGUAUAGUGUUCUGAAAGAACAUCAUGAAGAAGACAGUGUGCUGCAAGAACUCUGGCAAGAAGUAAACACAGUCCCUGGAUGGGUUGACUGGACACAAAUUGAACGCGGACAAGAGUUUAUCCAUCGCUAUAUGAUCCCCAACAUUACCGGACUUGCUCUCCAGGGAUUCCUAGGCGGCACCGCAACAAUCGCAGGUGGAACGGAGGUCAUCGUCAGAACGGGGGGCUUUUCCAUCCGUGUCCUGCCUAGAAGAUUCCUCGAAAGCUUCCUAUGGCUAUUGCAAGUGACAAUGGAUCUGGAGUCUAUCAAACCCGGUGGAGAAGGACACACCUCGACCGUACGCGUCCGUCUAUUGCACGCUACAGUUCGGAAUCGAAUAGUGAAGCUCAUGGACCAAGACCCGACGUACUUCGAUGAAGCUAAGUAUGGCGCGCCGGUUAAUAUGAGAGACGCAAUUCAUGCGACGGCUAUCUUCUGCUGUAUGCCGCCCUUCCGGCAACUCCCUAAGAUUGGUAUCCAGCCUCGCCCGCAGGAGACGGAGGAUUUCCUGGCGCUGUUUCGAUACAUUGCCUAUAUCAUGGCGACUCCGAACGGCUUCUUUGACGGAGCUGAACAAUCAAAGGCUACUAUGGAGAGUGUCAUGAUGUGUGAGCCUGAGCCGACAGAGUCCUCUAAGGCUGUUGGAGCGAAUUUCGUCGCUGCUAUCCAGGAUUAUCCUGGUGUCAAUGUGUCUAAGUCAAUGAUCGAAGUUGGAUGCCGUGUACUGAGCGGCGACGAACUGGCAGAUAAGAUGGGAUUUUCGCAGCCUGGGAUAUUUUACAGGGCCUCUUUCAGAGGAUGGUGCCAACUUCUUGUGGCUGUUAACGCUCUUCAGCGGUUGUCCCCGGCCUUUGAUCAAAUACUUAUGAGGAAAUCGAAAGAGUUCGUGCUCGUCAACGUGUUUGGGGCGUCGAUUUUGAAAGAAGGGAACAAAUUCGAGUUCACUCACCAACCACAACUGAACAAAUUGACCAAGAAAGAGACUAAGACUGAUACCAAUCUCUCCUGGUUCAGGCCGGUGGAGGCAAUCGGGUUUGUUAUGUUCCUAUUUGAAUGUCUUGUUUAUGCCCUGGCCUUUGGCUUGCCGGGAUAUGUUCUCUAUGCAAAUGGCAUAGUCUCUCGCACUUUUCUACAUGUCCUUGGAUAA
Molecule: messenger RNA, 1401 nt
Organism: Penicillium roqueforti
Lineage: Eukaryota; Fungi; Ascomycota; Eurotiomycetes; Eurotiales; Aspergillaceae
Product: oxygenase MpaB family protein
Exons: 3
Coding region: 1-1401 (466 amino acids)
Molecular function (GO): oxidoreductase activity
Source: RefSeq, a predicted model, not a curated record